Molecule: messenger RNA, 600 nt
Organism: Neurospora crassa OR74A
Lineage: Eukaryota; Fungi; Ascomycota; Sordariomycetes; Sordariales; Sordariaceae
Exons: 3
Coding region: 1-600 (199 amino acids)
Source: RefSeq, a predicted model, not a curated record
AUGCAGCAGCCCAUCGAACUCGACGAGGACCAUGCCCUCCGCGAGCUCGAGCUCAAGUGGUCCUUCCAAAAGGGACUGGAUUCCUCGCCUCUGUGUUUGCUGCGUCUAAGGACCCGAUUGCCUAGCAGGCGCACUUCGACAGCUGCCUUGCAAAGGCACAGCAAUGGCAGGCCCGGCCCGCCCCCGGAGAAGCACGACGACAAGAUGCUCAAGUCGCAGGGCCUAGCCCAACAAAGACCGAACAGCACUAUUCGAACUGAUGUUCGCCCCCUCCUGAUGACGACUUGUACAACACAGUACAUGGAGCAGAUCUCCUCCCCCCCGAAAGAUUGGCCGACGACGACCCAGCCGGACCGAAUGACCUGGCAUGAGUGCGCGUUGGGAAUGGCGAACCUAUGGCACAGCGCUAACUUGAAUGCCAAGGGCUGGCUAGAAGGAGUGACCGUGAGUGCAGCUCGCCUAGGGUCAUGGUCGAUGGACUGCACGAUCAACGGCAGGGUGUUGUCGAAGAACAGUGUCUACUAUGACAGGGAGGCCGAGGUAUCCUCCAGCAAGUCCACCGAUGCUGGCACGUCCACCGAGGCGUCCUCAAGCACCUAG